UCUUCUCCUCUCCAAUUUCCACUCGGGAUCGCUCAAAGUAACUGUUUUUCGCCGUUCCCCUGGAACGUACAAAGACAAAUGACGACAACGAAGACGACGACGUCGACGACCACGACUGCGACCACAUGUGCUACGAUCAUCAACCAACCGACAAGCACACGACGUAAUACACAGAAUGCUUCUGCUGCUUCUGUAACGAGUAAAUUAGGAAAUCAGUGGGCGUACUGCCGCUCGUUCGUUCGUUCGUGAGAGUUGAAUGAAUCCAUUCAGCAUCGGCAGUCGUGGCUCAGCUCAGUUCAGCUCCACCCGUAGCGUUGUCAAGCACUGGCCGUUUACGACCUCAAUUCCAGAUGAAGAAAGCCGGUGACCUUUCUUCCGAGUGCGACACGCGAUAAGCUCCCGUACAAUGGCGUCGAUCGAGGCUUCUGGCGAUUACUGGGAAGUCGCAUUCGACGGACAAGAGUAGACAUCUUCGCAGAGGGAUCGCAACUCCGUAGAGGCACCCAACCAUGGCUGUGUUCGGACUGGUCUCGUCGGUGGCCGGCUUCAUCAAGGUCCGGUACCUGAUCGAUAAGGCCAUCAUCGAUAAUAUGGUGUUCCGGUGUCAUUACCGGUUAACCAGCGCUGUGCUCUUCCUAUGCUGCGUGCUCGUGACAGCCAACAAUCUAAUUGGUGAUCCCAUUUCCUGCAUCAACGACGGCGCUAUUCCCGGCCAUGUGAUCAAUACGUACUGCUGGAUUACGUACACCUUCACGUUGCCUGGCCAGCACGGGCGACCGGUGGGCACUUCGGUAGCACACUCCGGUCUCGGCAACGAGUACAACCAGGAGCGAACGUACCACAGCUACUACCAGUGGGUGCCGUUCAUGCUGUUCUUCCAGGGCCUGCUGUUCUACAUGCCCCACUGGAUCUGGAAGAACUGGGAAGAGGGCAGAAUGCGCAUGAUCUCCGACGGAUUGCGUGGCAACAUGAUCAUCAGCCCGGAUGAGCGCAAAGGGCGCCAAAGUCGGCUCGCUAAGUACCUCUACGAAUCACUCAAUACGCACAACAGCUACUCGUUCGGUUACUUCAUCUGCGAAGCGCUGAACUUCGUCAACGUGAUUGGCAACAUCUUCUUCGUGGACAAGUUCCUCGGCGGUGCUUUCCUUACCUACGGUUCCGAAGUGCUCAAGUUCAGCGACAUGGAUCAGGAGAAUCGCUCGGAUCCCAUGAUCGAGAUCUUCCCUCGCGUGACGAAGUGUACAUUCCACAAAUACGGAGCUUCCGGCAGUAUCCAGAAGCACGAUGCCCUCUGCGUCCUAGCGUUGAACAUCCUGAACGAAAAGAUCUACAUCUUCCUGUGGUUCUGGUUCAUCCUGCUGUCCAUCCUCUCUGGACUGGCCAUUCUGUACUCGGCGGCCAUUGUCAUGAUGCCGACAACGCGCGAGGCCGCCCUCAAGCGUCGCUUCCGCACGGCCCCGGACAAUCAGAUCGAGAACCUGGUCCGCCGGAUCCAAAUCGGUGACUUCCUCAUGAUUCACCUCCUGGGACAGAACAUCAACGUGACGUCCUACAGCGAGGUGCUGCACUCGCUGAUGAGCCGCCUCAACGAGGACAGAACUCGCGAUACGCCUUCGGCGCCGUCCACCCUGGAGAUGGCUCCCAUCUAUCCGGAAAUUGGAAAAUACGAACAAGAGAAGGCAGCGAUGGACCAAGAAUACGAAGCCUAGAUCGACUCCACACACUCCGAACCGAGAGCAAAAGCUGUGUUUUAGAAAGCAUUAGAAGAACAAAGGGAACAGGAAGAAGUCAAUACACAGGAAACCUGGAAUGAGUGAGAGAUGCCGAGCGAAAGAGAGCGAGAUAGAGGAAGAGACUAACACGGAGCGAGUAUGGAUGCAUGACGGAUUGCUUUAGAUAGGACGCUAUACUACAUUCCCGAGGCAAACAGGAAGAUUAAGACAGAGAAGGCAGUACUCGGCAAUGCGGAUGAGUGUGUGAAAGGGAAGUGUCUUGUCUGAGUAGUGCGAGAAAGAGAAGGAAAGCGAGAGCAAUUUUUUUGUUUGUUUUAAUAUACGGAGGGAGCCGAAUUUUUUGCGGUUCCCAGAUAGAAUUCAAACUUCAGAGGAGCUAACUAUACAUGAAUAUUUGUAUUUUAAUCGGUAGGAUUUUAGACAAGUAUGCGGAGCAUUUUACGUGCGAUUUCUGUCAAAAUUUUAGAUGUCAAUUGAGAAAUCUUUGAAAAUGACAAGACUGUCUCUAUUUAGAAAGUGAAACUGUAAUUUAACAAACUCCAGGAAUUCAACCCUCGAAUACUACUUUAAAUUUUAGCGUGUAUCUAUUCAAUCAAUCAAUCAAAAAUCUAUUUUCUAGGAUUUUACACUGAAACAAAAAAAUACGUGCGCAUUUAGUAUUAUUCCAAACGUCAAUCGUGAUAGUAAGCGUUAGCACCGAUAAAAGACAAUCGCCGGAAGCACUGUUUCGAAAGAUACACAAUACUUUUUAAACUAUAUACAAGAGAGUAAAACGAAUUGCCAUAAAUCGUAAGAGACAAUCAAAUACACACAAUCCAACUAACACACAAUAGGCUAGAUUAAACAAUUAGAAGCAACAGAGAGGAAGAGAGAUCGAAAACCUAGAGUGAGAGCGCAACACGUGCAACACAUCCAAGUGCAACAAUGUUUACAAUCGAAAAACGACAGUAGUGCUCAAAGUAGUUCAUUUUAGGAAACAAACGCGCAUUUAUCAAUCUACACACGGAAAAGAGAAAAAAAUCUCCCAAAUUUUAACACAUAACCCAUCGUUUUCCUACCGCCCUUCGAAGAUGCCCCGUAGCAUUAUCCUUUCUUUCCCAUUGUCUUGUUUUAGUAGAUAGAACAAUUUUAAAAACGGAAAAAGCUGCCUUAUAGCGUCGUGAACUAAUUUUACUGAGUGGAGAACAUAACGAUAACACGUAUAGAAAGCCGAACGGAAAAGUUUCAUCUCAUUAGAGCUAAGUGAAAGGGAAGAAGCAACCUUUUUUUAGAAGUGGUCACACAUUUUUUUGCUAGUAAGUAGAAACCGAUUUCUCUUUUUUUUUUCUUAUUCCAUCUUUACAACUUUCGUUCAAUUUUGUCUGAACACACAAACAGAAAAAGACAUUUACUGAAAUUCCAUCAAUGUUGUCGACAACAGAAACGAGAAUUCCUUGCAUACCAGUUGCAGGCACCGUCAGCCGGUGCCAACCAACUGCUUCCGAACAACAACUAUCUCAGUUAAUCUCAAACUUGCAAAAUAAGGAGAAAUUUUAUUGUGAUAAGAUCGAAAUUUAGAGGAAAUAAAUAUCAUUUUUAUAAGAGU
Molecule: messenger RNA, 3318 nt
Organism: Aedes aegypti (yellow fever mosquito)
Lineage: Eukaryota; Metazoa; Arthropoda; Insecta; Diptera; Culicidae
Product: innexin inx3
Exons: 7
Coding region: 510-1709 (399 amino acids)
Biological process (GO): phototransduction
Cellular component (GO): plasma membrane; gap junction
Molecular function (GO): gap junction channel activity
Source: RefSeq, a predicted model, not a curated record